CUGUCGCCCAGCGUUUCUCUGGAGGGAAGCUGGGGAGGCUUUGGCGACUUGGGAGACCAUUUAUUUCUAAUUCAACUGGGCAGUUCACAAAGUUGGGACUAACUAUUUGAAGAUUCAAGCUUCAUUGCUACCUGGAUAUAUCGCAGGAAUCUUUAACUGAGCCCUAAACCGUAUCAAAAUGUCGGACACCGAGGAUAUUGGGGAUAUUGAAGAUGAGGAGGAGGAGUAUGUUGUUGAAGAGUAUUCCACGGUGACUACCACUACAACUGCUACAAGUGGCUCUAUGCAGCAGACCGGGUUGCCAACCAGGACUGUGAGGAAGAAGGUGAAGGUGGACACUUCCAAGUUCAUGACUCCUUACCUGGCCCACAGCCAGAAGAUGCUGGAGCAGUUCAGCCACAAUAAGUAUAGAGAGGCCUAUGAGUUGUCCAAAGGGACCGCUCCUGGUUUCAUCACGGAGACCCCCGAGAUGAUCCGCAUCAGGAAGGCCCAGGAGCAGCUCAGCGAGGUGAAAUACCGGAUGGAGGGUAACAAGGUUCGAACAACAAGCUUGUACGACGGAGAGGCCAAAGAGAUUGCCCAUGUCAAACGGGUCUCUGAACUCAUCAGCAAGGUCCUCUACAGGCAGAAGUGGGAUGAAACCAAGGACCGCUAUCUGCUGCCCCCUGAUGCUCCUGAGCUGGUGCUGGCUGUGAAGAACGCUGCUAACAUGAGCAAAAAACUGUACACUGAGGACUGGAAUGAGGAGAAGACCAUGUACUGCCCGUACAGCGACAGCCCCGAGCUGCGUAGAGUGGCCAAGGCUCAGGAGGUUCUCAGUGAUGUUCAAUAUAAGAAGGGCCAUAACGAACGCAAAGCCAAGUACACCUCGCUGGCUGAUCCUCCUGAAGUGGAACUGGCCAAGAGAGUGGCUCAUCAGCGCAGUGAUCUGAAGUACAAGGAGGAUUACAAUAAAAACGUGAGGGGACAGUGGUGUGAAACGCCAUACUUCGACGUUGCCACUGCCCGAGUCGCUAUGGACAACCUCAGCCAAAGAAAAUACACGCAAGAAUUUGAAAAUAUCAAAGACCAAAUAUAUUUCAUGCAAACCGACACGCCCGUUUACGACACGCACAAGAAGGCUCGCAUUUCCGCCAGUGAGGUCCAGUAUAAGAAGGAGUACGAGAAGACGAAAAUGAAGUGCGACUACAACACGCUCCCCGCCACAGAAAACCCGCUCCUACGACAGCUACGUUACGCCGGCACAAUCCUCAGUGAUAAAGUGUAUAAAGCCAACUACGAAAAGUCGAGAGGUUUCAGCAUCAACUACUGCGACACACCCAAAUUCCAGAUGGACUCGGUUCUCAAGAAGUUCACAGACGCACAUUACAAAGACAAGUACGACGAGGAGGUGAAGGGACACUACAUCGGCAGCUAUGAGGACUUGUACAUGCUUCACUGCCAGAAAGUCGAGGGAUUUAAGAACGAUCAAGCCUACAAAGCAGAGUAUGAAGACAUCAAGACGAGAUGUUUCUUCCCUCAAACCAUCACGCCUGAGUAUGAAGCCACCAAGAAGCUUCAGGGUUGUAGCGAGGCAAUUUAUCGCCAACAUCCGGACAAAGUGAAGUUCACACAAGUCACAGAUAAUCCCGUCAUGGUUCAAGCACUAGUCAACGCCAAACAACUGAGUGAUCUGAACUACAAGAAACAGUAUGAGCAGAUGAAGUUCAAGAACAGCCUUCCCGCAGACUAUCCCUUCUUCGUCCAGUCCAGAGUAAACGCUUACAACCUCAGUGAUAACUGCUACAAGUACGACUGGGAGAAAACUAAAGCCAAGAAGUUUGAAAUUAAGGGCGAUAUGAUUUCAAUCCUCGCAGCUCGCGCCCACACUAACAUCGCUAGUGAUGUUAAAUACAAGAAGGAGUAUGAGAAGAAUAGAGGACAUAUGGUUGGAGCUCUUAGUAUCAAUGAUGACCCUAAAAUCUUGCAUUCAGUUCAUGUGGCGAAGAUUCAAAGUCAUAAAGAGUACAUCAAGGACUAUGAAAAGAUUAAAACAAAAUACCACAGCCCUCUGGAUAUGAUCUCCUUGACGACAGCCAAAAAGUCCCAGGCCAUCGCUAGUAUGGCCGGAUACAAGACCAUCAAUAGGAACUAUUUCCUGCCCUACGACAGUGUCCUGCUUGACCUGGCCAAGAAAGCCAACAUCAUCCAGAGUGACAAUGAUUACAAAUCUGAUUACAACACCUACGUGAAGGGCUCUCCCUGGGUCACCUUUGGCUGUAUGGAGGUGGAGAAGGCCAAGAAGGCUGGUGAAAUCCUUGACGAGAAAAAGUACAGGCAGCACCCAGACACUAUUCCCUUCACUGCCAUCGAUGACCACCCCAUUAUGAUGCAGGCCAAGGUCAACCAGCUGCAGAGAAGCGAUCUGUUUUACAAGAGAGGAUUGGAGGAGAUUCAUCAGAAAUACUCCCUGCCUGCAGAUGUCCCUGAGUUCCUUCAGGCCAAAUGCAAUGCCUACAACAUGAGCAACAAAAACUACAAGCAGGCCUGGCUGGAGCAUAUCGCUAAGGGUUAUGACCUGAGGCCUGAUGCCAUCCCUGUUGUAGCCGCUAAAGCUGCUCGUCACGCUGCCAGUGAUGUCCAGUAUAAGAAGGCGUUUGUGAAAGCUAAGGGACAACACAUUGGUUUCCGUAGCCUGCAGGAUGACCCUCUUCUGGUUCACUACAUGGAGCUGGCUAAACUCCAGAGUGACAAGAACUACAAGAAGGACUACCACAAGUCCAAACUGAAGUACCACUCCCCAGUCGACAUGAUGAGCCUGGUCCAUGCUAAACAGGCCACAAAGGCUCAGACCAUGGCGGGGUAUAAGAAUGUCCCUCAUAACUACUGCCUUCUGCCUGGAGCCAUGAACCUGGAACUGGCCCGUACUAUGAACUUUAACUCCAGCGAUGUGAACUACAAAAUGGAUUAUGAGACCUCUGUGAAGGGCAGUGGCUGGGUGCCCAUUGGGUCUCUGGAGGUGGAGAAAGCUAAAGCAGCAGCUGCAGCUCUGGAUGAGAUUAAGUACAGACAACAUCCAUCCAACUUCAAAUUCACCAGCGGCAUGGACUCAAUGAUGAUGGAGCUCGCCAAGACCAACAGCAGGAACCUCAACGUGAAAGAGUACAAAGCCAGUGGAGAGAAGUUCGUGCAUACUUACAACCUUCCUGCUGAUGCUCCUGAAUUUCAACAAGCGAGAUACAAUGCUGUCAACAUCAGCCAGAACUACUACACUUAUGCUCACCGCCGUGACCUUCUCAAAGGACAUCACGUGAAGGAAGAUUCUAUUCCUGUGGUUGCUGCAAAAAGCUCCAGGGACAUUGCCAGUGAUUACAAGUACAGGUUGGCCUAUCAGAAAGCCAAAGGACGCCAUGUUGGUUUCCGCAGCCUGCAGGAUGACCCUCUCCUGGUUCACUACAUGGAGGUGGCUAAACACCAGAGCGAUAAGAACUACAAGAAGGACUACCACAAGGCCAAGCUGAAGUACCACACCCCAGUCGGCAUGAUGAGCCUGGUCCAUGCUAAACAGGCCACCAAAGCUCAGACCAUGGCCGGGUACAGGAACAUCCCUCAUAACUACUGCCUUUUACCUGACAAUAUGCAACUGCAGCUCUGCCGUACCAUGAUGGAUAUCCAGAGUGAUAACCAGUACAAGUCUGAGUACAACAACUACAGCAAAGGCACUGGUUGGGUCCCCAUUGGCUCCAUUCCAAUUGAGUUGGCUAAAGCUGCUAGCACUGCCUUGGAUGACAAAGGCUACCGUCAACAUCCCAGCAACUUCAAAUUCACCAGCAAAACUGAUGCUAUGCACAUGGCUCUGGCCCUGGCUAACACCAAGAUCAUGGAUAAUGCUUCUUACAGGGCUUCUGGUGAGAAGUUUAUGCACACUUACAACCUCCCUGUCGAUAGCCCUGAGUUCCUCCAGGCUAAAUUCAAUGCGCAGACUAUGAGUGAUAGUUACUAUAAGCAUAAGUGGCUGGAGACUAUUGCUAAAGGUUAUGACAUGAAGCCUGACGCUAUUCCCAUUCUGCACGCCAAGCAGGGAAGACACAUCGCUAGUGAUGUCCAGUAUAAGAAGGACUUUGUGAAAGCUAAGGGACACCACGUUGGUUUCCGCAGCCUGCAGGAUGACCCUCUUCUGGUUCACUACAUGGAAGUGGCUAAACACCAGAGCGACAAGAACUACAAGAAGGACUACAACAAGUCCAAGCUGAAGUACCACACCCCAGUCGACAUGUUGAGCCUGAUCCAUGCCAAAGAGGCCACAAAGGCUCAGACUAUGGCUGGGUACAAGAAGAUCCCUCACAGCUACUUGCUUUUACCUGACAAUUUGCACCUGCAGCUCUGCCGUACCAUGAACACUCAAGUUAGCGAUACUGACUACAAGUCAGAAUACAACAACUUCGUCAAGGGAUGUGGUUGGGUACCCAUUGGGUCUCUCCCAGUAGAAACUGCCAAAGUCGGUGGAGACAUUCUGAGUGAGAGAAGGUAUCGCACUCAUCCAUCUAUUUUCAAAUAUCACAAGCUCAUGGACUCUAUGGAUGUUGCUCUGGCCACUGCCAACAACCAGAUCAUGAACAAGAAAGCCUACACUGAGAAAUGGGAGAAGGAUAAGACCACUAUUCAUGUCAUGCCUGAUGCCAUGGAUAUUGUCCUGGCUAAAGCUAAUGCCAUCACCAUGAACCAGAAACUUUAUAAAGCUGGAUUGGUGGAAAUGGCUCUCAAAGGUCACAACAUGAAAGCUGAUGCCAUCCCAAUUGUGGCUGCUAAGACUGGCACUAUUAUUGCUAGUGAUUACAAGUACAAGCUGGCCUUUGAGAAAGCCAAGGGACACCACGUUGGUUUCCGCAGCCUGCAGGAUGACCCUCUCCUGGUUCACUACAUGGAGGUGGCUAAACACCAGAGUGAUAAGAACUACAAGAAGGACUACCACAAGGCCAAGCUGAAGUACCACACCCCAGUCGACAUGUUGAGCGUGGUCCAUGCUAAACAGGCCACAAAGGCUCAGACCAAUGCUGGGUACAAACAGAUUUCACACAGUAACCUGCUGAUGCCCGAUGCCAUGAACCUGGUGUUGGCACGCACCAUGAACACCAUCUGCAGUGAUGUGGAAUACAAAUCUGAGUAUAACAACUUCGUCAAGGGAUGUGGUUGGGUACCCAUUGGGUCACUCCCAAUAGAAACCGCCAAAGUUGGUGGAGACAUUCUGAGUGAGAGAAGGUAUCGCACUCAUCCAUCUAUCUUCAAAUACCACAAGCUCAUGGACUCUAUGGAUGUUGCUCUGGCCACUGCCAACAACCAGAUCAUGAACAAGAAAGCCUACACUGAGAAAUGGGAGAAGGAUAAGACCACUAUUCAUGUCAUGCCUGAUUCUAUGGAUGUUGUCCUGGCUAAAGCUAAUGCCAUCACCAUGAACCAGAAACUUUACAAAGCUGGCCUCAUGGAAAUGGCUCUGAAGGGUCACAACAUGAAGGCAGAUGCCAUCCCAAUUGUGGCUGCUAAGGCUGGCACUAUUAUUGCUAGCAAUUACAAGUACAAGCUGGCCUUUGAGAAAGCCAAGGGACACCAUGUUGGUUUCCGCAGCCUGCAGGAUGAUCCUCUCCUGGUUCACUACAUGGAGCUGGCUAAACACCAGAGCGACAAGAACUACAAGAAGGACUACCACAAGUCCAAGCUGAAGUACCACUCCCCAGUCGACAUGUUGAGUGUGGUCCAUGCUAAACAGGCCACAAAGGCUCAGACUAUGGCCGGAUAUAAACAGAUUUCACACAGCAACCUGCUCCUCCCUGAUGCCAUGAACCUGGAACUGGCUCGUAACAUGCAGUUCAUUGCUAGUGAUAACCAGUACAAGAGUGAGUACCAGAACUACUUCAGAGGCCUGGGAUGGGUCCCCAUUGGGUCUCUGGACGUGGAAAAGGCCAAAACUGCUGGUCACAUCUUUAGCGAGAAGAAUUACCGCCAACACCCAAGCCAAUUCAAAUUCACCAAAGACAUGCAAUCCAUGGAUGUGGCACUUGCAACAGUCAAUAACCAGAUUAUGAACAAGCAAUCCUAUAUUCAAGCCUGGGAGAAGGACAAAACCACUAUUCACAUUAUGCCAGAUGCUAUGGAUGUUGUGCUGGCUCGUGAAAAUAGAAAGAACUACAGCGAGAAACUGUACAAGUUGGACAAUGAAUUGGCAAAGAAGAAGGGACACAAUUUCCGCGCUGAUGCUAUUGCUGUCCAGGCUGCCAAGGCCUCCACAACCAUUGCUAGUGAUUACAAGUACAAGACCGGAUACCGUAAGCAGGUUGGUCAUCACAUCGGUGCUCGCAGUAUCCAGGACGACCCUCUGCUCAUGCUGGCUCUGAACUCUGCCAAAAUUGCCAGUGACGCUUUGUAUAAGAAGGACUUCCACAAAUCCAAGACCAAGUUCCACCUGCCUGUGGACAUGCUGGCCUUUGAACUGGCCAAGAAGAACCAAAUUCAAGUGAACCAUGCUAACUACAUCACAAGGCUGCACAACUGGACCUGUCUGCCUGACUCCAAUGAUGUGGUUCAGGCCAGAGCAGCUUAUGACAUUCAGAGUGACAAUGUCUACAAGGCUGAUCUGAAGUGGCUCAAAGGCCUUGGAUGGGUGCCCAUUGGUUCAAUUGAUGUUGAGAAAGUUAAAUAUGCUGGUAAAAUCCUUGAUGAGAAGAAUUAUCGUCAGCAUCCAAGCAAUUUCAAGUUCACCAGCACUGCAGAGGACAUGCCUAUGGCUCUGGCUAAGGCUAACAACCAAAUCAUGAACAAGAGUGCUUACACAGCCGCAUGGGAGAAGGACAAGACUUCCAUCCACAUUAUGCCUGAUGCCAUGGAUGUCCUCCUGGCCAAAGCCAACAAAGCCAACUACAGUGUAAAAGCAUACAAGCAGGCCCAUGAGGAGUCCAAGAAGAAGGGCUAUGAUAUGCGCCAAGACGCUAUUUCCAUUUUGGCUGCCAAGGCUUCAAGAGAUAUUGCCAGUGAUUACAAGUACAAGGCAGGAUACCGUAAGCAGGUUGGACAUCACAUCGGUGCUCGCAGCAUCCAGGACGACCCUCUGCUCAUGCUGGCUCUGAACUCUGCCAAAAUUGCCAGUGAUGCUCUGUACAAGAAGGACUUCCACAAAUCCAAGACCAAGUUCCACCUGCCUGUGGACAUGCUGUCCUUUGAACUGGCCAAGAAGAACCAGAUUCAAGUGAACCAUGCUAACUACAUCACAAAGUUGCACAAUUGGACCUGUCUGCCUGACUCCAAUGAUGUGGUUCAGGCCAGAACAGCCUAUGACCUCCAGAGUGACGCUGUGUACAAGGCUGAUCUGAAGUGGCUGAAGGGUCUUGGAUGGGUGCCUAUUGGUUCAAUUGAUGUUGAGAAAGUUAAAUACGCUGGUAAAGUCCUCAGUGAGAGGAACUACCGCCAGCAUCCAAGCAGCUUCAACUUCAAACUCACCACUGAAGACAUGCCCAUGGUUCUGGCUAAGGCCAACAACCAGAACAUGAACCAGAAAUCCUAUGUUGAAGCAUGGAACAAUGAUAAGACCAAUAUCCACAUCAUGCCUGAUGCCAUGGAUAUCCUUCUGGCCAAAGCCAACAAUGUUAACUUCAGUGUGAAAGCGUACAAGCAGGCAUAUGAGGAGGCUAAGAAGAAGGGCUAUGACAUGCGCCAAGAUGCUAUUUCUAUUUUGGCAGCUAGAGCUUCAAGGGACAUUGCCAGUGAUUACAAGUACAAGGCGGGAUACCGUAAGCAGGUUGGACAUCACAUUGGGGCCAGAUGUGUUCAGGACGACCCUCUGCUCAUGUUGGCCAUAAACUCUGCCAAAAUUGCCAGUGACGUUCUGUACAAGAAGGACUUCAACAAAUCCAAGACCAAGUUCAACCUGCCUGUGGACAUGUUGAAUCUUGAGUUGGCAAAGAAAUGUCAGAUCCAAGUGAAUGAUUUCAACUACAGGACCAAGCUGCACCAGUGGACCUGCCUUCCCGACUCCAAUGAUGUGGUCCAGGCCAGAACAGCCUAUGACCUCCAGAGUGACGCUGUGUACAAGGCUGAUCUGAAGUGGCUACAGGGUCUUGGAUGGGUGCCCAUUGGUUCAAUUGAUGUUGAGAAAGUUAAAUAUGCUGGUAAAAUCCUCGAUGAGAAAAACUAUCGCCAGCAUCCAAGCACCUUUGCAUUCAAGAGCACCACUGAAGACAUGCCCAUGGUUCUGGCUAAGGCCAACAACCAAAUCAUGAAUCAGAAAGCAUAUGUUGAAGCCUGGAACAAUGACAAGAAAAACAUCCAUGUUAUGCCUGAUGCCAUGGAUAUCCUCCUGGCCAAGGCCAACAAUGUUAACUACAGCGUGAAAGCUUACAAGCAGGCACAUGAGGAGUCCAAGAAGAAGGGCUAUGACUUGCGCCAAGAUGCCAUUUCCAUUUUGGCUGCCAGGGCUUCAAGAGACAUCGCCAGUGAUUACAAGUACAAGGCGGGAUACCGUAAGCAGGUUGGACAUCACAUUGGUGCCAGAUGUGUUCAGGACGACCCUCUGCUCAUGUUGGCCAUAAAUUCCGCCAAAAUCGCUAGUGAUGCUCUAUACAAAAAGGACUUCCACAAGUCCAAGACCAAGUUCAACCUUCCAGUGGACAUGCUGGCCUUUGAACUGGCCAAGAAGAACCAAAUUCAAGUGAACCAUGCAAACUAUAUCACAAGGCUUCACAACUGGACCUGUCUCCCCGACUCCAAUGAUGUGGUUCAGGCCAGAACAGCUUAUGACCUCCAGAGUGACGCUGUGUACAAGGCUGAUCUGAAAUGGCUGCAAGGUCUUGGUUGGGUACCCAUAGGUUCACUGGAUGUGGAGAAAGCUAGGAAAGCUGCAGAGAUUCUGAGUGAGAGAAGAUAUCGUCAGCAUCCAAGCACUGUGCCCUUCACCAGCACUACUGAUGCCAUGAAUAUGGUCUUGGCCAAGAACAAUGCCCAAACUAUGAACCAGCGCCUCUAUGUGGAAGCUUGGGAGAAGGACAAGACCACGCUCCACAUCAUGCCUGAUACUCCUGAGAUCAUCCUCUCUCAGCAGAACACGAUCAACAUGAGCAAGAAACUGUACAGACAAGGAUUUGAGGAGGCCAUCAAGAAGGGCUACUUCCUUCCUCCGGAUUCCAUUUCUGUGAAGGCUGCUAAGGCUUCCAGGGAAAUUAUCAGCGAUUACAAGUACAAGACAGGAUACCGCAAGCAGGUUGGACAUCACAUUGGUGCCAGAUGUGUUCAGGACGACCCUCUGAUGAUGCUGGCCAUAAAUUCUGCCAAAAUUGCCAGUGACGCUCUGUACAAGAAGGACUUCAACAAAUCUAAGACCAAGUUCAACCUGCCUGUGGACAUGUUGAAUCUUGAGUUGGCAAAGAAAUGUCAGAUCCAAGUGAAUGAUUUCAACUAUAGGACCAAGCUGCACCAGUGGACCUGCCUUCCCGACUCCAAUGAUGUGGUUCAGGCCAGAAAGGCUUAUGACCUCCAGAGUGACGCUGUCUACAAGGCUGACAUGGAAGAGGUCAUUGGCGUUGGAUGGGUUCCUAUUGGUUCGCUGGAUGUGUUGAAAGCCAAACACGCAGCCAAAAUCCUCAGCGACCGCUUGUACAAGCAGAAACCAGACACUCUGAAAUACACCUCCGAUACACAUGCUAUCCCUAUGGUCCUCGCCAAGGCUAAUGCUGACAUUAUGAACAAGAGGACUUAUAUUGCUGCCUGGGAAGCAGACAAGAUCAAGACCCACGUUACUCCUGACCUUCCUGAGUUGUUGCUUUCUAAAGCUAAUGCUUACAACAUCAGCAGGAAAAUUUACAGAGAGGCUGUGGAGGAGAUGUUCAGGAAAGGCUACGACAUGAAACCUGAUGCUGUUUCUGUUAUCGCUGCCAAGCACGGCAGAGAAAUCAUUAGUGACUACAAGUACAAGACAGGAUACCGUAAGCAGGUUGGCCACCACAUUGGCGCAAGAUGUGUUCAAGAUGAUCCAUUGAUGAUGCUGGCUCUGAACUCCGCCAAAAUUGCCAGUGACGUUCUGUACAAGAAGGACUUCAACAAAUCCAAGACUAAGUUCAACCUGCCUGUGGACAUGUUGAAUCUGGAACUGGCCAAGAAAUGCCAGAUCCAAGUGAAUGAUUUCAACUACAGGACUAGACUGCACAACUGGACCUGCCUCCCCGACUCCAACGAUGUGGUCCAGGCCAGGAAAGUCUACGAUCUGCGCAGUGAUGCUGUGUACAAGGCUGACAUGGAAUGGAUCAAGGGCUGUGGCUGGGUGCCCAUUGGGUCUCUCGAUGUGGAAAAGGCGAAGAAAGCUGCAGAGAUCCUGAGCGAGAGGAAGUAUCGCCAACACCCGAGCCUGUUCAAAUCCACAGCCCAGACCACAGACAUGCCUUACGCACUGGCUAAAGCUAAUGCUGAGAUCAUGAACCAGAAAGCCUACAUUGCUGCCUGGGAGAAAGAUAAAACCAACCUUCACAUCCAGCCCGACACUCCUGAGAUUGUCCUGUCCAAGCAGAACAAGAUCAACAUGAGCCUGAAAGCCUACAAGGAGGGCUUCAUAAACAUGAUCAACAAGGGAUACUACCUCCCCAAGGACGCUGUGUCUGUCCUGGCCGCCAAAGCCUCCAGAGAUAUCGUCAGCGAUUACAAAUACAAAGCCGGUUUCCGUAAGCAGUGUGGGCAUCACAUUGGAGCACUUAGUAUCAAUGAUGACCCAAUGUGUCUGCUGGCGGCUCACGUAGCUAAGAUCUCCAGUGACAACAUCUAUAAGAAGGACUUCAACAAGUCCAAGACCAAGUUCAACCUCCCCGUGGACCUGCUGUCUCUGGAACUCGCCAAGAAAUGCCAAAUCCAAGUGAACGAUUUCAACUACAGGACCAAGCUGCACAACUGGACCUGCCUCCCCGACUCCAAUGAUGUGGUCCAGGCCAGAAAAGUUUACGAUCUGCGCAGUGAUGCGGUGUACAGAUCAGAUCUGGAGUGGCUGAGAGGCUGCGGCUGGUCUCCUCAGGACUGUGUCGAUGUCAUUAAAGUAAGAAAUGCCCAAAAGAUCCUGAAUGACCGUCUGUACAAACAGCCCCCGAGCACUGUCAAAUUCACCAGCAUCGUCGACCUGCCAGCCAUCGUCCUGUCCAAGCAGAACGCAGACAAUAUCAGCGAUAGAAAGUACAGAGAGGUUUGGGAUAAGGACAAGCUUACCAUCCACAUGCCCCCUGAUGCUCCCACAUUUGAGCUGUCCAAGGCUAACGCUGUGGCUAUCAGCAAUAAACUCUACACAAAAGCUUGGGAUGACCAGAAGGCCAAAGGGUACCACAUCAAGCAGGAUGCCGUGUCUGUGAUCAGAGCCAAAGCUUCCAGGGAUAUUGUCAGUGAUUACAAGUACCAUGAGGGGUACCGUAAGCAGGUUGGCCAUCAUAUUGGAGCCAGAUGUGUUGAGGAGGAUCCACUGAUCAUGUUGGCAAUGCACUCUGUCAAAAUCGCCAGUGACAACAUCUACAAGAAGGACUUCAACAAAUCCAAGACCAAGUUCCACCUCCCCGUCGACAUGUUGAGUCUGGAGCUGGCAAAGAAAUGCCAAGUCCAAGUGAAUGAUUUCAACUACAGGACCAAGCUGCACCAGUGGACCUGCCUCCCCGACUCCAAUGAUGUGGUCCAGGCCAGAAAGGCUUAUGACCUCCAGAGUGACGCUGUGUACAGAUCUGAUCUGGAGUGGCUCCGUGGCUGCGGCUGGAUGCCCCAUGAGUCUGUGGAGGUUAUGAAGGUGAAACAUGCUCAGAAGAUCCUGGCUGAUAGAGGUUACCGUGUGAAGUUGGAUGAACAGAAAUACAUUGUUCCCGUUGACAGAAUGGACCUUGAAUGUGCCAAAACUGCUGCUGCUGCGCUCAAUGAGGCCAAAUAUCGUGAAGCUUGGCACAGGGAUAAGAUCAAGUACUCCCUGGUGGACACUCCAACCAUGGCUUCAGCCAGAGAGGCAGCCAAGCACAUUCACCCAAAACUCUAUACUACAGAGUGGAACAAGGUGAAGGCCACUGGAUACUUCAUGCCUGGAGACGCCGUGCCCAUUAAACAGUGCAUCAACACCUCCAAGGUCCAAAGUCAGUACAAGUAUCUGGAGAGCUACCGUAAGCAGGUUGGACAUCACAUUGGUGCCAGAUGUGUUCAGGACGAUCCUCUGAUAAUGCUGGCCAUAAACUCCGCCAAAAUCGCCAGUGACGCUCUGUACAAGAAGGACUUCAACAAAUCCAAGACCAAGUUCCACCUCCCUGUGGACAUGUUGAAUCUUGAGUUGGCAAAGAAAUGUCAGAUCCAAGUGAAUGAUUUCAACUACAGGACCAGACUGCACCAGUGGACCUGCCUCCCCGACUCCAAUGAUGUGGUCCAGGCCAGGAAAGUCUACGACAUCCAGAGUGAUAACGUGUACAAAGCAGAUCUUGAAUGGAUCCGUGGAUGUGGCUGGGUGCCUGCGGAGGGAGUGGAUCACGUCAAAGUCAAGAAGGCCCAAGAAAUCCUCAAUGACAGACUCUACAAGAAGAAUGCCAAGGAGUGUUUUGGAAAGUUCACCCUGAUCGUGGACCGCCCUGAGCUUAUUUUGGCCAGAGUCAACGCUGCCAACCUCAGUGACUUGAAAUACAAAGAAACCUUUAAUGCUGAGAAGGGACAGUACAUUGGAGCUGAAGACACUCCCCAGCUCGCCCAUAGCAGAGAGGUGGCCAAGAUCAUCAGUGAGAAAGGAUACAAGCAACAAUGGGAUGACACUAAGGCUACAAGCUACCAGCUCAACCACGAAUACAUUCCUCUGCUGAGUGGAAAGAAGGGCAGAGAGAUUGCCUCUGAUGUUAAGUACAAGGAUGCUCAUGAGAAGACAAAGGGACACUACAUGGCUGGAACUCUGAUCGACUUCCCUGACGUGAUCAGGUGUGGGGAGCAGGAGAAGAACAAGGGACUGAGGUUGUACCAGAAGGACUACCACACGACCAAGACCAAGACCCACCUGCCUCCGGACAUUAUCGCCAACAAAGUGGCCAAGCGCUGCCAGGACAUGCUCAGUGAUGUCAUCUACCGCACAUACCUGCACCAAUGGACCUGCCACCCCGAGCAGGAGGACGCCAUCCGGGCACGCAAGACCAACGAGAUCCUCAGCGACGUCUAUUACAAGGACGACCUGAACUGGAUGAAGGGCAUCGGCUGCUAUGUCUGGGACACUCCUGAGAUCGUCCGCGCCAAGAAAGCCUACGAACUGCAGAGCGAUCUGAAAUACAGAGAUGAAGCCAAGAAGGAGUUCAACAACUACUCUAUUGUGACAGACACUCCUGUUUAUGUGACAGCUGUACUGGGAACCACCUGGGCCAGUGACCUCUCCUACAGAGAGGCCUACCACAAGGAGAAGCACAUGUACACCACUGUUCUUGAUACCUACGACUACGCAAGAUGCCACAACUUCAAGUACUUCUUCAGCCAGAAAAAUUACACUUCUGCUUGGGACAAAAUCAAAGCCAAGAGCUACCAGAUUCCCAAAGACUCCCACGCCUUGCAACACGCCAAAAAUCAGAAAGUCAUCCUCAGCCACGUCAAGUACAAGGAGGACUAUGAGAAGUAUAAGUCCCUGUACAGUUUGCCCAAGUGCCUGGAGGAUGAUCCCAACACGGCUCGCUGCGUCAAGACCGGAAAACUCGUCCUGGAUCGUCUGUACAAACAGGACUAUGAAAAGACCAAAGCCAAGAACCACAUCCCCCCCGACAUGUUGGAGAUCCUGUCAGCCCGAAACACUCAGUCCACAGUCAGCGGGAUCCACUACAGGAAGUACCUGCACCAGUGGAUGUGUCUGCCCGAUAUGCAAGUGUUUGGACAGGCUCGCAAGGUCAAUGAGCAGCUCAGCGAUAUCUUCUACAAGGAUGACCUGAACUGGCUAAAGGGCAUUGGCUGCUACGCCUGGGACACUCCUGAGAUCCUGAGAGUCAAACACGCCGGUAACCUGCAGAGCGAAGCCAAGUACAGAGCUAAGGGUAUUGAGUCAUUCAAGGAGUACACUGUGGUAACUGACACUCCAACUUAUGAAGUGGCCAAGCAAAACGCUGUCAACCUGAGUGAUCUGCAUUAUCGCUAUGACUACAACACCAACGUGAAGGGAACCAACACUGCCCCCGCUGUGACCAUCGAGUCAGAGAGAGCUCGCCUGGCCAACUACAUCCAGAGUGACAAACAUUACAAAGAGGCCAACAAGAAGUUCAUGCCGACUGGGUACUCCCUCCCCUAUGACACCCCCAUCCACAAGCAGGUCAAACACAACACCAUCGUCACCAGCAACUACAAGUACAAGGAGGCGUAUGAGAUGAUGAAGGCCAAAGCUUACACUCUUCAUCCCGAGGGAGUCAACUUUGUGACUUCCAGAAAGGCCCACAAGGUCAUCAACGAGCGUCUGUACAGGGAGCAGUGGCACAAGACCAAGGACAAGAUCCACACAACCUACGACACUCCAGAGAUCAAGCAAGUCAAGAUGAACCAGGAUCACAUUAGCGACUUGUGGUACCAUGAGAAGCACAAUGCUGCUAAGGGCCAGCUGAUCUCUCUGCCUAUCACUCCUCAACUUAUGCACUGUUACCACGUCAAUGACAUCACCAGCGAUCUGAAAUACAAAGAGGACCUGUCUUGGCUGAGGGGCUUGGGCUGCUUCCUGUACGACACUCCUGAGAUGGUUAAUUUACGCAACAUCAACAAAUUCAGGGUGAAUUACCCAGUGGAGGCCAAGAAGAACCUGCAUAACUUCAGUGUUGUCCUGGAUACGCCUGAAUACAAGCGCGUCACAGAGCUCAAGACGCACAUGAGCAACUGGAUCUACAAAUCCCAGAGCAAAGAGGAAAUGUCAAAAGUCAGCACUACUCUGGACUCCAUCGACAUCAAGAGAGCCAAGUGGGCCCAGCAGCUCACCAACAAGUGGCAGUACGUUGAUCUGGCCAGCAAGGAGAGGGCCUUCUUCACUCCUGAGAUGGAAACUCCAACCAUGGGCCACUGCAGAAAGAUGAAAGUGGUCUAUAGCGAUAACAAGUACAAGGACCAGUAUGAGAAGAUGAAGCACAGAUACACUGCUAUUGCCGAUACUCCCAUCCUGAUCCGUGCUAAGAAAGCAUACCUGCAGUCCAGUGAUCUUCGUUACAAGGAGAGCUUUGAACUUGCUAAGGGCCACUACAGAACUGUGAAGGACGCUUUGGACAUUAUCAUUCAUCGCAGAGUCACAGAUGACAUCAGUGAAGUUAAAUACAGGGAGAAAUACAUUAACUCUCUGGGUACCUGGAAGUCUAUCCCCGAUCGCCCCGAGUUCUUCUUCAGCAGAAUUGUCAACGAUAACGUCAGCAAUGUUAAGUACAAGGAGGAUCUGGAUUGGUUGAAGGGCAUCGGCUGCUUCGUGUGGGACACUCCUGAGCUGGUACAGGCUGAGAGGAACAAGACCCUGUACAGUGAGAGAUUGUACAGAGCAUCCUUUGAGAAGAACAGAGGAAACUUCAAAUACACUUGUGACUCGCCCUUCUUCGUGGCCGCCAGGAACGCCUCUAUCCUCAUCAAUGAUAGACACUACAGAGCUAAUUAUGAGAAGACCAAGGAUAAGUUCACCAUUACCACUGAUGACCCUAGGUACCAGCUGGCCAGAGCGAACAACAAAAUGAGCCAGUGGAGGUACAGGGAGCAGUAUGAACGUGCCAAGGACAAGUUCACUUCAGUGCUGGAGACCCCAGAGUAUGAGAGCCAUAAACGCAGCAAGAAGAUCGGUGAUAUUAUUUACAAGAUGGAGUAUAACAGGACCAAGGCUAAGGGCUACACUCUCCCCUACGACACUCCCUACCAGAACCACAUGAAGAAAGUCAAGGACAUCACCAGCACUCUGAAAUACAAAGAGGUGUAUGAAAGAAGCAAGGCCCAGAUCAACAUGGACCCCGAAGCGCAUUCGAUCCGUGCUGCCAAAGAGGCCUACAAGAACAUCAGUAACCUGGAUUAUAAGAAGAAAUAUGAAGCCACUAAGAACAAGUGGAUCUGGACCGCAGACAGACCUGACUUUGUCAACGCUGCUAAGAACACCCUGCAACAGAGCGAUGUGGAGUACAAAUAUGACAAGGAAGCCAUGAAGGGCUGUGUGAUCCCAGUUGUUGAUGACAAGUUAACGAUUUUGUGCACGAAGAAUACUGAAAUGGCCAGUGAUGUGAAGUACAAGGAGAAGUAUGAGAAGGCAAAGGGCCACUAUCUCCCAGUCUCUGACACACCUCAAAUUCUCCACGCCAAAUCUGUGCGCACUCUGGCUUCUGAGAGCAAAUACAAAGAGGCCAGUAAGAAAGAAAUGCAGAGUGGAUCUUUCACCACUCUGGCUGAGACCCGGGACACACAGCACAGCAAGGAGGUCAACAAACUCGUCAGUGGGAAACUGUAUAAAGAGAAGUUUGAGAAGGAGAAGGGCAAGUCUGAAUACAACAACAUGACUGUUCCACCGGACGUGCAGCAUGCCAUGGAUGUGGCCAAGACCCAGAGCAGCUUUGCCUACAAGAAGAAUGCUAAAGCUAACCUAUCCUAUACCAGUGUGGUCGACCGCCCUGAUAUCAGAAAGGCCACACAAGCUGCCAAACUCAUCAGUCAUAUUGGGUACCGUGAUAAAGCUCGAGAGGAGGCCAGCAAAGGAGGCUCUCUGGUCCACCGACCAGACAUAGCACUGGCCACUGCAGUGUCCAAGCUGACCAGCCAGGUGAAGUACAAGGAAAAGUUUGACAAGGAGGUGAAAGGAAAGAAGCCACAAUACGACCCGAAGGAGAGCAAGAUGUACAAGACCAUGAAGGAGGCCAAUGAGCUGGCCAGUGAGGUGAAAUAUAAGGGUGACCUGAAGAAGAUUCACAAACCAGUGACAGACAUGGCAGAGUCUUUGUCCAUGCAGCACAGCCUGAGCACCAGCAAACUCUCCAGCGACUACCAGUACAAGAAGAAAUUUGAGGCGAGUAAGGGUCACUACCACAUGAUCACCGACACACCUGAACAACUUCACCACAAGGAGGCGUCAGAGCUGCAGAGCAAUGUGAAGUACAAGGAGAAGUAUGAGAAAAGAGAGAAGGGAAACCAAUGCUGGGACUUUGAGACUCCAUCUUAUGUGACCGCUAAGGAGGCCCAGCAGAUGCAGAGCCAGAAAGACUAUAGGAAGGACUAUGAGGAGUCUAUGAAGGGUAGGAACCUCUCUGGACUGGAAGAGACUCCUGCAAUGUUACACGUACGACACGCCACCAAAAUAGCCAGCGAGAAAGAAUACAGGAAGGAUCUAGAGGAGGGAGUGAAGGGUAAAGGGUUGACUCUAUUGGAGGAAACGCCUGAUCUUUUGAGAGCCAGAAAUGCUACUCAGAUCCUGUCUGAGAGAGAGUACAAGAAGGCCCUGGAGCAGGAGAUCAAGGGCAAAGGCAUGUUGGCUUUGGCUACAGACACCCCAGACUUUAUGAGGGCCAGGAAUGCCACCGACAUCCUCAGUCAGACUAAGUACAAGCAGACCGCUGAGAUGGACAGAGCCAGUUACACCACCGUCAUCGACACUCCUGAUAUCAUCCACGCUCAGCAGAUGAAGAACAUCGUCAGCCAGAAAAAGUACAAGGAGGAGGCUGAGAGGACCAUGUCUCACUAUGUGCCUGUGCUGGACACUCCGGAGAUGCAGAGAGUCCGUGAGAACCAGAAGAACUUCAGCACUCUUCAGUACCAGACAGAUCUUAAAAACAUAAAAGGCAAAGUGUCUGCUGUGCAGGACACUCCAGAAAUACUACGUGUUAAAGAGAAUACAAAGAAUAUCAGCUCGAUUCAGUACAAAGAGGACUUGGGCGGAGGAACUGCUCUGUCUGAAACACCAGAGAUGGACAGAGUCAAACGCAACCAACAAAACAUUAGCACGAUUCAAUAUAAGGAAGCACUGGGUCAGGGAACUUCCAUCCCAGAUCUGCCCGAAGUCAAGAGGGUCAAAGAGACACAGAAGAAUAUCAGCUUGAUUCAGUAUAAGGAAGCACUGGGUCAGGGCACAUCCAUCCCAGAUCUGCCCGAAGUCAAGAGGGUCAAAGAGACACAGAAGAAUAUCAGCUUGAUUCAAUAUAAGGAAGCACUGGGUCAGGGCACGUCCAUCCCAGAUCUGCCCGAAGUCAAGAGGGUCAAAGAGACACAGAAGAAUAUCAGCUUGAUUAAAUACAAGGAAGCAAUGGGUCAGGGCACUUCCAUCCCAGAUCUGCCCGAAGUCAAGAGGGUCAAAGAGACACAGAAGAAUAUCAGCUUGAUUCAAUAUAAGGAAGCAAUGGGUCAGGGCACAUCCAUCCCAGAUCUGCCCGAAGUCAAGAGGGUCAAAGAGACACAGAAGAAUAUCAGCUUGCACCAGUACAGAGAAGGUGUGGGACAAGGCACCUCAGUCCCAGAAACCCCUGAGAUGGAACGGGUCAAACGCAACCAGCAAAACAUAAGCACGAUCAAAUACAAGGAGAACGUGGGGCGGGGCAUAGCCAUCCCAGACCUGCCUGAAGUCAAGAGGGUCAAAGAGACUCAGAAGCACAUCAGCUCGGUUUUGUAUAAGGACAGUUCAGUCAAAGGGACUCCAGUCGUGUUCACUCCUGAGAUGGAGAGAGUCAAAAGGAACCAGGAAAACAUUAGCUCGGUUUUGUAUUCGGACAGUUUCCGUAAACAGAUCCAGGGUAAAGCUGCCUUUGUCCUGGACACUCCUGAGAUGAGACGUGUCAGAGAGACACAGCGCAUUAUUUCUGGAGUGAGGUACCACGAGGACUUUGAGAAGACCAAAGGCAGUUUCACCUCCACCGCAACGGACCCAGUGAUGGACCGCGUGAAGAAGAACACCCAGGACAUGAGUGAUGUGAGCUACAGGGGAAUACAGCGCCGUGUAGUGGAGAUGGAGAGGAGGCGCGCCAUUGAACAUGACCAGGAGACCAUCACCGAUCUGCGUGUGUGGCGCACAAACCCCGGGUCUGUGUUUGACUAUGACCCGGCUGAGGACAACAUCCAGUCCAGGAGUCUGCACAUGAUGUCAGUGCAAGCCCAGAGGCGCAGUAAGGAGCACUCUCGUUCCACCAGUGCUCUGAGUGGAAUGGCUGAUGAGAAAUCGGAGGUGUCCCAGGACCCAGACCACCACAUGUCACUGUACAGCAAUGGCUUCAUGACCUCCUCUGUCGGUUACCAACACGCCCGCACCGUGGAGCUGCAGCAGAGGUCUUCUUCUGUGGCCACUCAGCAGACCACUGUGUCCUCUGUGCCCUCCCACCCAUCCACCACCGGAAAAACGGUGCGUGCCAUGUACGACUACACUGCUGCCGAUAACGACGAGGUUUCCUUCAAAGACGGAGACGUGAUUGUGAAUGUUCAGUCCAUUGACGAGGGCUGGAUGUAUGGCACUGUGCAGAGGACCGGCAAAACUGGCAUGCUCCCUGCCAACUAUGUGGAAGCUGUUUAAACUAGAAGACCCCCCCCUGAACCACCCUGUGUACCCGGGUGCACUACAUCCACAUCCUGCUAACGUCCUCACCAACGUGGCUUUGUGCAAUGUGUAGCUUAGAUUAGCUUAGCACUAUUUUAAUGUUUGUUUUGUUUUGUCUAGGCAUCUGUGGAUGUUAUGACAUAUACACUUAUAUAAAUAUGGUAUAAAUAUACUACUAUGUCUACUCUUCUCACCGGCUUGAACCAAACACUAGAUUCAGUCCCAUUGUACAUUAAUUAUUGAUAUAUUUAAUAUAUGCAACACCAAAGGCCCUUAAAAUGUAAUGAAAAGAUGAAAUACUAUGAAACAAUGAGGAUUUAGGAGUUCAGAUUGAAUGAAGUGAAGCUAAGCCACAGUCUUCCCUCCUGAAGGCUUUGAUAAGACUAAAGUGUGUUUUUGAAUGUUUUGGUCGUGGUUUAGGCCCUGAUCUGUAGCUAAUAAAGCACACUACGCUCCUGCACUCCUCUGUCUUUUUAUUA
Messenger RNA from Periophthalmus magnuspinnatus, 19959 nucleotides. It is a transcript of the gene neb, whose product is annotated as nebulin. Gene Ontology annotation, molecular function: actin filament binding. Gene Ontology annotation, biological process: cardiac muscle thin filament assembly. The record is from RefSeq and is a predicted model, not a curated record. Gene Ontology annotation, cellular component: Z disc. NCBI's taxonomy places the organism in Eukaryota, Metazoa, Chordata, Actinopteri, Gobiiformes, Gobiidae.